AUGGAACAUAUCAAAAGAAAAACAGUCGCUAACAUAAAAUAUAACAGCUAUUCGGAUGAUGAAAAUAUUUUAAAAAAAAAGUCAACCUUUUCAUUUAAAAAAGGGUUAGACAACAUAACAUCCAAACGAAAAAAUGUUAAUCUUGAUAUGAAUGAUAAGAAAAAAAACUUUAAUCAAAACACUAUUAAAUUAAAAAUUCCCUUUGAAAAAAGAGAAAACGAUGUUACAGAUAGGAAGAAAGGAAACAACAAAAUAAGGUUUGCUCAAUCAACAGAAUAUGAAGAAAUGCCUAUUAUAAAAAAAAAAAGUAAUAUAGAAAGGGAUGUUUAUAGUAACGUGAGAAAGGGAAAAUCUAAUAUUUUUUAUUAUAAAAAGAGUGUAUCAUCUAGGAGUAUGGAAAAUGAAGAUGAUGAAAAUGAUGAGGAAAAUGAAGAUGGUGAAGAUGAUGAAGAUGAUGAGGAUGAUGAGGAUGAUGACAAUCAUGAUAAUCAUGAUAAUCAUUAUGAGAAUUAUAAUGAUCAAACACUUAAUAAUGAUAUCAAUAAAAAGCAGAAUAAUUCCCCCCAAAAUGUAUACAUUCAGAAUAAUAAGAAAUCCUGCCUCAACCACAAAAAAUCUAUAACAUUAAAUAAGACAGAAAAUUCUUUUCAAAGAAUGGAUACCAAUAACCCGAUGAAGGAUAAUUACAAAUAUAUGAAGAGCAAAUUAAAAAAAAACUUCACAUUACAUGCAGAUAAAGUUAAAGAGAAUAACCCAAAAAAAUCAGUCAGCAUGAGAAUAGAUAAGAAUAUAAUUUAUUCCAAAACACCUUCAUAUAAUAAAAAUCGAAAAGAAAAUAUGAUUAAGGCCAAAUCACAAAUAUUAAAAAUAGCAGAACAGUAUAUGAGUACGGAUAAAAUAAAAGCAUUUAAAACAAUCGAAAGAGGAAACACUCGAUUUCUAAAUAAAAAUAAAAAAAUUGACCCAGAGAAAAUACAGAAUCUUGGUCCAUUUGUUCCAAAAAGGAUAAUAGAAAAGAAAACCGAAAGAAAACUUGGAUAUAUUCCAAAUUAUAUAAGAAAAGGAAAAAAAAAUGAACAUAAAUCUGAUAAUGCAAAUAUAUUAUUUUCAAAAGAUAAAAACAACAAAAUAACAAUUCAAAAAAAAAAAAAAAAAAAUGAUGGAUUUGGAUUAUUUGAAAAUAUGUUAGUAUUAAAUAAUUUAGGUACAAUAUAUGAAUGGGAUGGUUAUCAAAUGAAUAAAAUUAAACAUUUGUAUGAACAGUUCAUAUGCUUAUGUACUAAUGAAAAAGGUAAUAUAUUAUGUAUCGAUUUAAACUACAAGCCUGGAUAUUUGAUGUACAACCGAUAUUUCAACAGAAUGGAUGACAAUACAGAAUUUUCAUUGUUUAAGAAAAUGGUAAUUAGUGUUAAGAAUAAAAUAUGGGGAAUUGAUAUACAAGGGAAUUUAAAAAGAUGGAAUAAAUAUGAAUGGAUUAAAGUAAAAAAGGCAUAUGGUAUUUUUAAGUUAAAAUCUCUAGCCUUUGAUCGAAAAAAUAGGCUUUGGGUUUUAGAUGAGCAAAAUUAUUUUUAUAUAUAUGAUACGGAAGAUAAAAAUUGGAUGUUGAAAAAUGUAAACGGAUGUAACAUAAAUGACUUUGACUUUAAUGAAAAUGAUAAUUUGACAGCUGUGACAAAGGAUGGAAUAAUUAAGAUAUAUAAAAAGAAUAGAUGGAUAAAAUAUGGAAUCUUGGGGGAAGUCAAAAUAAGAAGUUUACAUUUUAUAAGGCAACAUACAUAA
Molecule: messenger RNA, 1779 nt
Organism: Plasmodium reichenowi
Lineage: Eukaryota; Apicomplexa; Aconoidasida; Haemosporida; Plasmodiidae
Exons: 1
Coding region: 1-1779 (592 amino acids)
Biological process (GO): regulation of release of sequestered calcium ion into cytosol
Cellular component (GO): sarcoplasmic reticulum lumen
Molecular function (GO): calcium ion binding; protein binding
Source: RefSeq, a predicted model, not a curated record